UACGCACAAUGAGGAACUUCACCUUGAUAACAGUUUUACUUUUCUGCAGCCUCCGCUGUGUCUCCUUCGCAGUUUCUAAAUUUCAGACUGCGGAGGUUCUGCCUGGUAAAGAAGUCACACUUCUGUGCUCCAACUUUUCCAGUUCUCUUUCUCAGAUCAUCUGGUUCAGAGUGACCAAGGGAUCCGAGCCCAGUUGUGUCUCCUUCAUGUUCAAGCCUCAUGAGCCCGCUACAUUCUGUCACAGAUUUCAAAAUGGAAAAUUUGAAACGAGCACCAACAUCUCUACAGUUUUUCUCAAAAUCAAACAAGUGAAUUUGUCUGACUCUGGACUGUAUUUCUGUGGAUAUUACGUCAGCGGAAACCCGGUUAUUGUCGAUGCGACACAUUUAGAGGUCCAAGAUGUGUUUGAUGUAAUAACAAAGCUGCUGAGUAUGAUCCUGGGCGGUGUGACUCUCUUCCUCAUUAUGAUCAUCAUUUGUCUGGCUGUUAAAAUCAAAAAGCUUCAGAAAGCUCAUGUUGAGGAACUGAAUCUACAAAAGACAGAGAGUCAGAGCUCAGAUGAGUUGAACUAUGCAGCUGUUACCUUUCGUCCAAAAACUGAAAGAAACUAGCGGCCUGCACCACGGAGAGAAGUGGAGACAAAUGCUCUUUUUUCAGCCAUCAGAUACAGGAUGCACCUGGAACCGCAGCUCAAGGUGGAACUUUAAACCAUCAGCAUAGUAUCACAUUGUCAAAUGGUGUGAUUUUUGUCACCUGUCAAACAGACAAAAGGAUCAGUCUCUGGGUUAUAUAUAACCCAGCAUGGGUUGUUUCUGCAAACCAGCACUGGGGUUGAAUGUGAACUAAGCCAGCGCGAGGUUACAAUGAACAAGCAUGUUCAGUUAUACAACCAACCCAUAGAGUUGGGUUGAUUCUACAACUUAACUUAUAGAUAGUUAUACCAUCAUCACCAGUGGCCCGGUUCACAAAAUCAACAAACUUCAUCAAGGUACUUGAUGAGUGCUGACUUGUAUUAUAUUUCCACUUUUAUUUCAUA
Cottoperca gobio is the source of this 1036-nucleotide messenger RNA. RefSeq lists its product as uncharacterized. The record is from RefSeq and is a predicted model, not a curated record. The transcript has 5 exons. Gene Ontology annotation, biological process: response to bacterium. Bases 9 to 611 code for a protein of 200 amino acids. Lineage: Eukaryota; Metazoa; Chordata; Actinopteri; Perciformes; Bovichtidae.